Molecule: messenger RNA, 1218 nt
Organism: Achroia grisella
Lineage: Eukaryota; Metazoa; Arthropoda; Insecta; Lepidoptera; Pyralidae
Product: F-box/LRR-repeat protein 7-like
Exons: 1
Coding region: 1-1218 (405 amino acids)
Biological process (GO): SCF-dependent proteasomal ubiquitin-dependent protein catabolic process
Cellular component (GO): SCF ubiquitin ligase complex
Molecular function (GO): protein binding
Source: RefSeq, a predicted model, not a curated record
AUGGAGACAUUGCCCGAGGAGGUUAUUUUGAUGAUCUUCGAGUAUCUGCCUUUUAGAACCCUAAUAGUGGUGGCGCAAGUGUGCCAAAGAUGGAAAUAUCUGCUGCGCCGUCGCCUGCUCGAGGUGCGCCGCCAGGAGGACCUGAGGCGGUCGCACUGCGGUAUCAUCGCUGUACUCAUAUCUGGAAGCAUCGACUCGUUAAGCUCUUGUAUGACCACCGUCGUCGAUGUCAUCCCGCAUCUUCGACAACUAACGAUUCACGCCACGUAUCCGCUCGGAGCCCGCUGCGUGGACGACCUGCUCCGGCUGCGUCACCUCGACCACUUGGAUGUAUUUAUACAGGAGCGGCGAAUAGAGUCUCGCUGGUCGCCGCUCCUGCUGCGGCUGAGCUCGCUUGUGAUCAACGAGACUUUGACGCCGGGCGUGCUGAUCUCGAUGGCCGCCGGCGAGAGGCUGCGCUGCCUUAACAUGUACGGCCGCUCGUGGCACUUCCCGGCGCGGGAGCUAACUCCCGUGCUACAGGCGCGUCGGGAGCACCUCACCGAGCUGACGCUGCGCUGCACGGAGCUCGCGGACGCCGCGUUCGAGAUCAUCGGGCGGUGCGAGCGGCUGACGUCGCUGCAGCUGUACUCGUGCUGGCUGCUGACGUCCCGCGGCGCUCAGCACGUGGUGCGGCCGCGCGGGCUGCGGCGGCUGCACGUGACCGGCGCCCGCAUGCUGCGCUCGGGGGCGCUGCACGCCUUCGUCCGCAGCCUGCCGCCCGCACUCGAGGACCUCUGCCUCAGCGCCGGCCGCUUCGAGGACGAGCACGCGCCGCCGCUCGCUCGCCGCCUGCCCGGGCUCAAGGCGUUCGAGCUGUGGCGGUGUGAGGUCACCUCGCACAAUAUACUGAAGAUGGUGCGCGAGAUGCCGGCCCUGCGCACUCUGGACUUGGACAUUGUUCUGUCGGAGGUAGAGUUGGCGUCGCUGACGAAGCAUCCGAGUCUGUCGUACGUGCGGUAUCUGUUCAAGAAACGGUCCUCGGAGGUGGAGUUGAAGGAGGUGUACAUGAAUCGGAGGUGCGGCGGGGAGAGCUAUCAGCCGUACUUGCGAGGGCUGCCGCAGCGCGGCGGCGGUGAGGGGUACCGCGCCUCGCUGUUCUACUACUGGACGCAGGACCGCCGCCUCCCGGUCGUCGUGGGUGGCUCCCAGGACAAUGAGGAGUUCGUCGCAGUGUAG